GACGCGAGACGUUCCGGGUAGGCGUGCAGCUCGUGCAGAUGAAGACAGUUUGAGUAAACAUUAUGCUCCUGCACGUGAUUUUUGUGUGGCUCGUGUUUAACGUAACACCGACCAUCGGCGCUGGCAACAUUACCACCAAAGAGCGUGAUCUUCUUAAUCGUCUGCUCGACCCGGACACCUAUGAUGCAACGAUUCGCCCAAGAGAUGAUUCAGGGGAAGCAACUCGAGUGGAACUGGACCUGACUCUAACAUCACUGGGCCCAGUCAACGACAUCAAUAUGGAAUUCAGUGCAAGUUUUUUCCUCCGACAGUCUUGGCGUGAUCAUCGCCUGGCUUACGACGACUUGAACUCCAGCAUCGUCAUCAGCGAGAAACGCCUGGACUCACUGUGGGUGCCAGACCUUUACUUCCCCCAGUCGAAACGGGAGAGCAGACAUGUCAUUACCAUCCCCAAUGUCAUGAUUCGUCUAUCUCCGGACGGAUCUGUCUUGUACUCGCAAAGGUUGUCAGUAACCUUUGAUUGUCACAUGGACCUUCACAAGUUUCCACUGGACAAACAAACCUGUCAGGUUGACAUGGAAAGCUAUAGUUUCACGUCGGACGAUCUAUACUUUGCUUUCUCAUCUACGAGGGUUCCUGUGCAGAAGAGCAAAGGAGCAGAUAUUCCUGAUUUUACCAUCACAGAAAUCACACACACUGACUGCUCGGUCACAUACGCUACAGGAACAUUUACAUGUUUGAGAGCAAUCCUCCACCUGAAACGAGAGAUCGGCUUCUACGCCACACAGACCUACGUUCCCAGCAUCCUCAUCGUCGUCCUGUCCUGGGCCUCGUUCUGGAUCGACCACGAGGCAGUUCCCGCCAGAAUCUCCGUGGGGCUCCUUACAGUGCUGACCAUCACUUCCCAGAGUUCUGGUGCGCGCGCACAACUUCCCAGGGUUCCCUACGUAAAGGGUAUCGACGUGUGGAUGACGUCGUGCCUGGUGUUCGUGUUUGCCGCCUACAUGGAGUAUGCUGUCGUCACGGUGCUGUCUAGACAACACAAGAAGGGGGAGAAAUACAACUCAAAAGCUUCCAACAACUCAAGUUUCACCGACACUGAUCCGUCGAAACCGUCCACCUUCGACGACAGCAGUAGCGGCAGCAAUGGUGCGCUCAAACAAGUCAAAGAUGCUGGGAAGAGGGUGGACACGAUUUCACGAUACGGAUUCCCCUUGUCCUUCCUCAUAUUCAACAUCGUGUACUUCGUGUACUAUAUUUACGUCGACUGAUUGCGCCGUACACCUGGGUUUUCAAACUAGACUGCCUGGUAGAAGAAAGUAUACCCUAUUGCUUGAUGCAGGCUUAAACUGGAACGCACAUCUCUGGUGAUUCUACCACGAUGAAUUUCAGGGCUGGCUAAAAUUAUCAAUCAUUGGAAAUAUUGUCGUUAGGAAAAUAUUAAUAAUUAUCGAUAUGAAAAUUGCCCCAUCGAUAAUAGCGUUCAAUAACUUUUUGUGAUAGAACUUUUCAUUUUCUCACACAAAAUACAAACUUUGGACUUUAUUCAUGGUCUGCUUCUAAAUUAUAUUCAGGGUGCUGUUUUGUUGAAAAUUUAUGCAUAAACUUGCCACAACUCACCACUGAUGUGAAGUAUAGUUAUUUAUUUCAUUUGUCAUUUUUGCUCAAAGUUACGUCUCCGAUAUUUAUCUAUAAUCGAUUGAUAUUUAUUUAACGAUUAUCGAUCUCUAUUAGCACUAUCGAUA
This is a messenger RNA of Haliotis rubra (blacklip abalone), 1745 nucleotides long. Its product is annotated as glycine receptor subunit alpha-2-like. Gene Ontology annotation, biological process: chemical synaptic transmission; regulation of membrane potential; nervous system process. Gene Ontology annotation, molecular function: extracellular ligand-gated monoatomic ion channel activity; neurotransmitter receptor activity; transmembrane signaling receptor activity. Gene Ontology annotation, cellular component: neuron projection; membrane; synapse. The record is from RefSeq and is a predicted model, not a curated record. Lineage: Eukaryota; Metazoa; Mollusca; Gastropoda; Lepetellida; Haliotidae. The coding region runs from base 63 to 1271 and encodes 402 amino acids. The transcript is spliced from 7 exons.